Messenger RNA from Miscanthus lutarioriparius, 5232 nucleotides. NCBI's taxonomy places the organism in Eukaryota, Viridiplantae, Streptophyta, Magnoliopsida, Poales, Poaceae. The record is from the annotation of a GenBank genome assembly.
AUGGCCGACGGGCAGCCUAUUCAGGCGGCAUCAGAGGAAGUGGAUUCAAUCCACUUCAGCUUCUAUAGUGAUGAUGAGAUUAAGAGGAUCAGUAUUAAAAAGAUCACCAAGUCGGAGCGCCUUGAUGCCAAAAACCUUCCUGUGCCAGGUGGAUUACUGGACCCUGCAAUGGGACCUAUCAAUGAUACUGAUACCUGCAAGAGUUGUGGUCAGCAUUCUGUUCGUUGCCCUGGUCACUUUGGUCAUAUUGAGUUGGCAAAACCAUUGUUCAAUCCUUUGCUGUUUAUGAGUCUGAAAAACCUUCUCCAUGUCACAUGCUUCCAUUGUCACAAGUUCCGCUUGAACAAGGAACAGGUUGACAGAUAUGUGAAUGAACUUGAACUUUUAGUAAAGGGUGAUAUUGUCCGUGCUAAAAAUUUGGAAGACUCAGUUAAAGAAGCAUAUCUUUCUGAGGAAGAUGAAGGCAUUACCAAGACCGCUUCAGGCGAUAAAUCAUCUCCUGUGAAAGACAAGAAAACCUGGACAUCGAUCCAAUUGAAAGAGGUUUUGUCUAUUUUUUCCAAGAUAAUGAAAAAGAGACAGAAGAAGUGUGCAAAAUGUGACAUGAAGAGCCCAACAAUCUCAAGUCCUAUAUUUGGUUGGCUGGUCAAGGACACAAGCGCUUCUGCUGUAAGAGCAAAUGCAAUUGCUGGUUUUAAACUCAAGGGAGAUGGUGAUGCUCACAACUCAGGGGAAACGGGGGUUUCUGGUCUUGACGAAGAGCCAACUUCACCUGGAAUGGUGUCCAAAGGAUCAAUCAAUGAAGUUAGACGCCUUUCUGAUGAUACAAUUAAAGAGAUGGUAGCAUCAUCAGGAAAGAAGCAUCUAUUGCCUACAGAGGUUGAAUCUAUUCUCAAGGACUUGUGGAAAAAUGAAGCCAGGUUCUGCAUGUUACUUUGUGACUUCCAGAAGAAUACGUUAAGUGAACCAGAAAAGAGAAGGGGCUAUGAAAUGUUUUUCUUGAAUAGUCUCCUUGUGGCACCAAAUAGAUUCCGCCCAUCAACUAGCUCUAGUCUUGGAAUUAUGGAACAUCCUCAAAGUGUUCUGCUAAGUAAAGUGCAAGAAGCCAAUCUUGUGCUACAGCAUAACAAUGCAUGUUCUAACCAUAUGGAUGUUCUUCGAAGAUGGAUGGAUCUACAACGGAAUGUAAAUGUGUUAUAUGAUAGUAGCAGAGGCCUUGUAAGAAGCGAGAAGAAUGCUCAUGGUAUACGACAACUAUUGGAAAAGAAAGAAGGAAUUCUUCGACAGAAGAUGAUGGGGAAGAGGGUUAAUUAUGCAUGCCGAUCUGUUAUAUCUCCAGAUCCGUACUUGGCUGUUAAUGAAAUUGGCAUUCCUCCUGUUUUUGCGACACGGUUGACAUAUCCUGAGAAAGUAACACCCUGGAAUACCAAAAAACUCCAAGAAGCUAUAAGGAAUGGUGCUGAUAUCCAUCCAGGUGCAACACAUUACAGGGACAACAAUAGCAUGUAUAAGUUACAGGCAGUCCCUGCCAAACGCCGUUCCAUUGCUAAGAUGCUACCUGCAUCCAGAGGAUCAAUUUGUCAGCCAGGGAGAGAUCCUAAUUGUGAAUUUGAAAGCAAGGUUGUAUAUCGGCAUCUUCAAGAUGGUGACAUUGUACUUGUCAAUAGGCAGCCUACUCUUCACAAGCCCAGCAUGAUGGCUCAUUUUGUUCGUGUGUUACCUGGAGAAAAGACGUUACGAAUGCACUAUGCCAAUUGCAGCACCUACAAUGCUGAUUUUGACGGAGAUGAGAUGAAUGUGCACUUUCCACAAGAUGAAAUAUCCCGUGCUGAGGCCAUGAAUAUUGUUGAUGCAAACAAGCAAUACAUUGGUCCUAGGAGUGGGGAUGCUGUCAGAGGGCUCAUACAGGACCACAUUGUUGGUGCUGUACUACUGACAAAACCAGACACAUUUCUAAGCCGUGAAGAAUAUAGUCAGCUUGUCUUUGGGUCUUGUGUGCCAUCCUCAAAUCGUGGCUCUCGUCACCCUGGUAAAAAGGUGUCUGCUAUUGAGGAUUAUGGUACACUCGAACUUGUCCAUCCUGCUAUUUGGAAGCCAAAGCCCUUAUGGACAGGAAAACAGGUUAUAACAACAAUCUUGAAUCAUUUAACAAAAGGUCGUCCUCCAUUUACUGUGGAGCAGAAGGGAAAAAUACCAAAAGAAUAUCUAAAAGAACAAGAUCCUUCUGCUCAAAAAGAAAAAGAAGAUCCUCCUGCUCAAAAAGGAAAAGAAGAUCCUCCUGCUCAAAAAGAAAAAGAAGAUCCUUCCACUCAAAAAGAAAAAGAAGAUUCUUCGGCUCGAAAAGGAGAUCGUUCUGCUCAAAAAGAAAAACAAGAAGAUCCUUCUGCUCAAGAAGAAACACAAGAAGAUCCUUCUGCUCAAAAAGAAAAAGAUCCUUCCGCUCAAAAAGAAAAAGAAGAUCCUUCAGUUAAAAAAGAAAAAGAAAAGCAAAAGAGAAUACAGAAACUAAAACAGAAGCAAAAGCAAGAUGAUCGUUCUGAACUGGUCUUAUAUAUUCAUGAUAAUGAGCUCAUAAAGGGCAUAGUAGAUAAGGCCCAGUUUGGGAAGUAUGGGAUAGUUCAUACAGUUCAUGAACUCUAUGGUGCGGAUACAGCUGGGAUACUGCUCUCGACAUUCAGCCGCUUAUUUACACUUUUCUUGCAGUCGCAUGGGUUUACUUGUGGGAUAGAUGACCUGCUACUAUUGCAAAAGGCGGAUAAACUGAGAAGUGACAUUCUUAGUGGAAGCGAAAAGUGUAGCGAAGAAGUCCACCUGAAAUUUACUGGAGCUGGAGAGGAUCUUAAAGGUGAUCUGGUAAAAUUGCAUAUGGAGGUGGAGAAGGCUGUAAGAAGUAACGGUGAAUCGGACACGGCUACCUUGGACAAUCAUAUGAAAAAUGCUCUAAGUGCAAUAACAACCGAAGUCAAUAAAAAAUUAUUUCCAGAUGGUCUACAAAAGCCCUUUCCUGGAAAUUGUCUCUCUCUUAUGACUACAACUGGAGCCAAAGGUGGCCCGGUUAACAUGAAUCAAAUAUCAUCAUUGCUAGGCCAGCAAGAGUUAGAAGGAAAGCGUGUUCCACGGAUGGUUUCUGGGAAGACUUUACCGUGCUUUCCGCCGUGGGAUAUUUCUUCAAGAGCUGGUGGUUUCAUCAGUGAUCGAUUUUUAACUGGUCUGCGCCCUCAAGAGUAUUACUUUCACUGUAUGGCAGGCAGAGAGGGGUUGGUUGACACAGCAGUCAAAACAUCCCGUAGUGGAUACCUUCAGCGUUGUCUUAUGAAAUGUUUGGAAUCGUUGAAAGUCUCCUAUGAUCACACAGUUCGGGAUGUCGAUGGAUCAAUUGUACAGUUCCAAUAUGGAGAAGAUGCAGUUGAUGUUCUGAAAACUAGCUUUCUCAACGAGUUCAAAGAACUUGCUGAUAACAGAAAAGCUGUCCUUGCCAAGCUCGGUGGACACAGUAUGAAGCCCACAUAUAAUGAAUACAUUGAUGAACUGCCAGUUAAAUUGAAUGAUAAAGCGGAAGAGUUUCUUAAGCGUUCAAAGGAAUUUCAACGCUGUCGUUACAACAUUGAGGCAGAGGAAUUAAAGGAGUUACUGAAAGUCAAGUUCCUAUCUAGUCUUGUAGAUCCUGGUGAGGCUGUUGGUGUGGUUGCUGCUCAGUCAAUAGGAGAACCUUCUACGCAGAUGACGCUCAACACUUUUCAUCUUGCUGGAAGGGGUGACUUGAAUGUAACUCUUGGUAUACCUCGGUUGAAAGAAAUACUGAUGACUGCAUCAGCUAAUAUUAGGACGCCUGUUAUGAAGUGUCCUUUGCUUGAACAUAUUUCUAUGGAUGAUGCUAAAAUGGUGGCUGCAAAGCUUACGAGGGUUUGUGUGGCUGAUAUAGUGGAGAAAAUUGAAGUGUGCACAGUUCCUUUUUACAACUAUAAUGGGCAUGUUUCAACCCUAUACAAAUUACAGAUGAAACUCUAUCCAGAAGACCAGCUUGAGUCAGGCCUUACUGUAGAUGAGUGUCAGACGACCUUGAGAACAGUUUUUGUUGAUGCAAUGGAACAUGCAAUUGAAAAGCAUUUAGAUCUGCUACACAAAAUAAAUGAGAUCCGUGCUGUUAAGGUAAAAGAUACAGAGGGCUCAUUAUCAGAUGGUGGUGAAGAAUCUGAAAGUAGACAUGCUGAUGGAGGAGACACUGGUACAAGUGAUGAUGAUGAUCAAAAUGAUAAUGAUGAUGACUUGGGAACUGAUGCAGAAAAGAUGAAACGGCAAGAGAAAGAUGAGAUGGAGUAUGAUGAUGAUACUGAAAACGAGGAGGGAAUGGGUAGCGAAUCUGAGGAGAGCGAUGAUGAUCCAGCUGAGUCAGGUGAUGAGUCACAAGAGGCUGACAAAGAACACGAAAUCUCAAAGUCUAAGAUGACUUCAGUGGAUGACCUGUCAUAUUCUGCUAAAAAGGGGAAAAAAUCAAAAGAUAAUCAUGGAACAGCUAAACUAGAAGAGAAAAAUCAAAAUGAGGGAAGAUUAGAUGACCAGAAACAGGGUCAAAUAACGAAGCGCAGGAAAAAGCUAAAACGUACUAUCCAUGUUGAAUCCAAUGAUUUGGAUUUUGAGAUUCACUAUGCCUUUCAUGAUGAACCUCAUAUUUUACUAGCUCAGAUUGCCAAGAAGAUAGCUAGGACUAUUUUUGUGAAGGCCUGCAAUAACAUUGAUCGUUGUAAGAUUGUCAAGCCAAAGGAUGACCAUGCCCGUAUAGAGACGGCCGGAGUGAACUUUGAAGUGAUCUGGAACCUCAACGAAUACAUCAGCAUGCGUGACAUCACGUCAAAUGACAUCCAUGCGAUACUGAAGACAUAUGGGGUGGAGGCCGCACGGAAAACCAUCAUCAGUGAAGUGAGCGGCGUGUUUAAACCCUACGGCAUCGAUGUUGACAUGAGGCACCUGAGCAUGAUCGCGGACUUCAUGACCUUAGAUGGCGGAUACCGGCCUAUGAACAGGAUGGGGAUUGGCCAGUUCAGCACCUCGCCGUUUGGCAAGAUGACGUUCGAGACAGCAACCAAGUUCAUUGUGGAGGCAGCCACACAUGGGGAGGCAGACUUUCUGGAGUGCCCCUCAGCGAGUGUCUGCCUCGGGAAGCCCCCAAAGGUUGGGACCGGGAUCUUUGGGCUACUGCAGAAUCUUGAAUUGGAGCAGCCCAUGGAAACCUAA